Zeugodacus cucurbitae (melon fly) is the source of this 3360-nucleotide messenger RNA. It is a transcript of the gene Edem1, whose product is annotated as ER degradation-enhancing alpha-mannosidase-like protein 2. The transcript has 3 exons. The record is from RefSeq and is a predicted model, not a curated record. Gene Ontology annotation, molecular function: calcium ion binding; mannosyl-oligosaccharide 1,2-alpha-mannosidase activity. Bases 134 to 3040 code for a protein of 968 amino acids. Gene Ontology annotation, cellular component: membrane; endoplasmic reticulum. Gene Ontology annotation, biological process: carbohydrate metabolic process; endoplasmic reticulum mannose trimming; mannose trimming involved in glycoprotein ERAD pathway. NCBI's taxonomy places the organism in Eukaryota, Metazoa, Arthropoda, Insecta, Diptera, Tephritidae.
AUCAGAUGUUCAGUUUGUUUACAUCCAAAGUUGUCAUAUAUGCGGUUUUGCGGUGUGGCAAAUUUCUUUAUUUACAAAAACAUUAAUUAGAUUAGUGUAGAUAAUUCAAAAAAAUAUAUUUAUAAACCGUACAAUGUUUAAAAAUUACUGUUAUUGGAAGAUAGGAGUAAUAUUUACAUAUCUUAUCGUUACACAUGGCACUUUAGAAACUCAAGGUGUUAGGUUUUAUUCAAAGGAGCGCGUAUUGGAACUAAGAGAAAAGGUACGUGGGAUGUUCCAGCAUGCUUAUGAUGGCUAUUUGCAGUAUGCUGCUGACUACGAUGAACUACGACCUUUAACUUGUGACGGUGUUGACACUUGGGGUAGCUAUUCACUAACUCUAAUCGAUGCACUGGAUACACUCGCAACAAUGGGAAAUUUCACAGAGUUUCGGCGUGUUGUUAAAAUUUUGGAAACUAUGGACUUUGAUAAAGACAUAAAUGUUUCAGUUUUCGAAACAAACAUACGAAUUGUGGGCGGAUUGCUCUCAGCACACAUAUUAUCUAAACGUGCUGGUGCGCCGUUGGAAGAAGGUUGGCCCUGUCAAGGGCCCCUACUACGUCUGGCAGAGGAUGUGGCGCGUCGAUUGUUGCCCGCAUUCGACACUGCUACCGGUAUGCCUUACGGAACUGUAAACUUGCGUUACGGCGUGCCGAAAGGCGAGACUUCAGUUACGUGUACAGCUGGUGUUGGUACAUUUCUUAUUGAAUUCGGUGCAUUGAGCCGACUCACAGGCAAUUCAGUUUAUGAAGAAGUUGCGCUCAAUGCAAUCCAUUCAUUGUGGUCACGUCGCUCGGCGAUCGGACUUUUCGGCAACCACAUUGACGUGCAAACAGGACGUUGGACAGCGCUUGACUCGGGAAUCGGUGCGGGCGUAGAUUCAUUCUUUGAGUACUUAGCGAAGGGCUCCAUAAUGCUAAAUCGACCAGAGUUGAUGGAAAUGUUUCACGAAGCACGCGAGCACAUAGACAAGUAUCUCAAGAAAGAAGACUGGUAUGUUUGGGCCAAUAUGAAUAAAGGCCAAAUUACUUUACCUGUUUUUCAAUCACUUGAAGCUUUCUGGCCGGGCAUCUUAAGCCUGUUUGGCGACAUAGCGCCAGCUAUGCGCACAUUAGUCAAAUAUAGCACAGUGUGGCGAAAAUACGGAUUUCUACCGGAAUUCUAUAAUAUACCACUGGGAGACGUUUCGCCAAAUAGAGAAGUUUAUCCUUUGAGACCUGAAUUAAUCGAGUCUGUGAUGUAUUUGUAUCGAGCAACGAAAAAUCAAUUUCUCUUGGAAUUGGGCGAAGACAUAAUGCAGACAAUUGAGUUCAGCGCCAAAACGAAAUGCGGAUACGCUACGAUACGAAAUGUCGUUACUCAUGAAAAGGAGAAUCGAAUGGAGUCGUUCUACCUCGCAGAAACCACGAAAUACCUCUAUCUACUCUUCGACGAGCAUAAUUUUCUACACAACGACGGUGCUGUGGGCGAUCGUUUGCAAACUCCGAAUGGUGAAUGUACGGUAAAUGCCGGUUCCUAUAUAUUUAACACGGAGGCACAUCCAAUCGACAUGUCUGCGUUGUACUGCUGCCAUGACAUACAUGAGGACAUUUUCGAUGAACUGAAUAUUAGUAGAUUUAGUGAUGCCAAUUUGCUUACAACAGAGCGCGAACGACUAGUAGCUGAGCGUGAGAUAAAUGAGGCAUAUACUUGUCAUACAACGCCAAGCUUAACGGAUAUACAAGCACAAACAGUUAAGACACCUACCGGCGAAAGCAAACCGAAGUCUGUAUCCAUCGCGCCAGUUGACAUAGACGUGUUCGAUGAAUAUGAUAAUCCGGCUGGUGAAACGUUGGUGGAGAAUUUUGAGCGCAUAAAAAGUGCACGUAAAGUGAGACAGGAACCCAUCGGCACAGCUGAAGCUGUUGAAGAACAAUCAUCCAUAGCAGUCAACCAUCUGACGGUGACAGAUUUGAACGAGUUCUUUGCUAUGAGUCGCGAAGAGUUCUUACAUCCCGAACUCGCGCUGCACUAUGUGCUCGGCUUUAUGCGCAAUUUUACGCUGGACGCACCAUUCAUAUCGGGGCUUCAGCUGCUGCACAAAAAUAUCACAGCCAUAUUGGGCGCAGUGGUGCAAAAGGAGUAUGAAAGUCGGACGCGCACACUGUGGGAGCUCUAUGAGCUGCAGCAACAGUACUUAGCAAACAUUGAAUUGAUCACACGUCUCGAUAUACUCGCCUUCCGUGAUACCGACUUUGCGCUGCUGGAUCGCGUGCUUAGUGCGCUCAAUCACAGCGGCAGUGAUGAGCUAGAAUUGAGCGAUGAUGGUGAAAAUGUUUCGUUACGCGUAAUGCUACGUCAGAUGACCUUACUGCAUGCGGACUACCAACAGACGCUGGUCAAUACCACUGCCAUGCAAGAAUUCCUAUUGAAAAUACUGAUAAAUGGCACAAACGAAAAGAAACGCACCUUCACGCCGUUACUGAAUGCAACCGAGAUACUCGCACUCUACGAAGAGGACGAUGCCAAGCCAAUUUACGCACCACAACCGCUAUUUGCGCACGUACGCCGAAUAGUCGAGUUCAAGAAGCGUGUUAUGGAGACUUUUGACCGUUUACAAGCACUCAUGGCCGAAGAUGGUCUUACUAAGCGGCCAAAGCCCGACCACCUAGCUGAUGAAGUGAAUCCUACAACUACUAAACCCCCUCCAAAGGUGGACCAAAACGCGCUGGCAACACAGAAACAAAACAAAAUUGCUAAGCAAACCGAAGAAGAGAGCGGUGGCAGCGAAUCUGUGUGGUCACAGUUGGUGCACACGAUUUUGCGUAAAACCACCAAUCAGCGCUACCAAUUCGAUGAGGCGCUGCUGCACGAGAAGGUGCGCAUAUCGCUGCAAAGUUACCCCAAAUUCCAAAGGCUCAAUACAACGGCAAAAGUGAAAACGCGCUGCGGCUAUGAAGUCUUCACCUGUGACACACCGAAUUUUGUUGAUAAGUUCGCCUAUCGUGAAUACCAUCCAUAGCACUGCUCUGUACAUUCCAUCAUUGUUGUCAGCAUCGGCUUAACGGUGAAUUAUUGUAUUAUAGUAGUCAUACAACCUGAAGACUUGCAACGAAAUUUAAGCUAAUCUCCUAUGAAAUCGGAAAGGUUUUGGCACACCUCAAAGAAAUGCUCGCUUUAAAACACUGAGUGGCACUAGCUCCUCAAACUCUAAUAUUGUAGUUAUUUGUUUAAAGUUAUUCUUAAAGAAAUAUGUAUUUUAUUUACUUUUUUAACUGAAUCAGGUUUAGUGUAAUUCAAUUGCAAUAAAAUGGUUUCAACUAUUGAAAUUAAAAACUAAAA